This is a messenger RNA of Hyphopichia burtonii NRRL Y-1933, 801 nucleotides long. RefSeq lists its product as uncharacterized. The coding region runs from base 1 to 801 and encodes 266 amino acids. NCBI's taxonomy places the organism in Eukaryota, Fungi, Ascomycota, Pichiomycetes, Serinales, Debaryomycetaceae. The record is from RefSeq and is a predicted model, not a curated record. The transcript has a single exon.
AUGUCAUUUUCAGAUAUGAAACCGAAUAACUCAGGAUAUGAUCCUGAUGAUCAAAAUAAAAAGGCCAAUUUAGGAUCGAUGAUAGACGAAAUAAAGUUGAAUGUGCCUAACAUUUUUACAAAAUCAAUUCCAAAGCAUUUAAUAUCAUCCAAUGUUUUAUUAAGGAUAUGCCCAACCCAUUUUGCCGAGCUUAAUUCCUAUUUACCAAACAUUAAGGGCCAUGUUUCUUAUUAUACUACUUGUAAAACGUUACAAUUGAUCUUAAGCUCAUUAGUUUUAAACCCAAAAGUGAAACUUCAUAUUCAAUCAAUUCGAACUAAUGUUUCAUCAGAAGAUACAGAUUCCACUUAUCAUUAUGUAUAUCCGCAAACAACAAAGAUUCAUGUGAGAUGGACGACUUGUCCUGAAGGCUGCCAUCAUCUUUCAACAAAUGAAAAUAUCGAUGAAGGUAAAAAUUUCCAUUCUACUUCAGAUGCUAAAUUGGGUUCUCAUAGCUGGUCUAAAUUCGAUACUCUGAAGUUUCUUAACUCCAAUAAUAACCCUGAUAUUCCCGUGGCUUCAGAUGAAUCAAAACCUUUUCAACAGUCACUGACUUCAAUUAAAAAUUUGCUAUCAAAUUUAACAACUGGUUUAAUAGGUCUUACUAAAGAAGAAAAGAAAUUGGAAAGAGUGAUUUCGGGUCUCUUCAUUUUUGAAUUAAAUACUGAUAAUACUGAAAUUGUUGUACAUACUAUUGAAGAUGUCGAUGUGAUUGAACGAACUGAAAUGGAAGACGUUGACGGAAAAUUACGAAUUUGCUAA